Messenger RNA from Meloidogyne enterolobii, 695 nucleotides. NCBI's taxonomy places the organism in Eukaryota, Metazoa, Nematoda, Chromadorea, Rhabditida, Meloidogynidae. The record is from the annotation of a GenBank genome assembly.
AAUUAUGGGUAAUUCCAUUGUAAGAAUCCCAUUCAACGAAAUUAAUUUGGUGCCCGGAAAUGUUCUCAUUGAAAUUGACAAAAAAUAUAAAAUUGAGGCUCGUAGUAGAGACACUGGUGAAGUCGCUAAAUGGGACCAUCUCAUUCGGGGGAGAGUUGUUCGUGUAGCCUCAACGUCACAGUUUUAUAAUCAAAGUGGGACAAUGCAAACUGGCCAUCUUAGAGUGGGAGAUGAGGUUUGGGUUCGUGGACGCAAAGGCUAUCCUAUUGAAGUAGAAGAAAAUGUCCGCCUCUUUGUUUUUAAUGAAUGGGAUGUUGCUAUUAAUAUGGGCAGUGGAGGAGUGUCGUCUGAUCAACCUCCGACGUAUACUGAGAAAAUGCGGCCGUUUUAAAAAUUAUAUUUGAUUCAUCUAAUUUGUGUUUUUGACAUUUUCUCAACGUGAUCUAAUAAAGUGACUUUUCUCUUGAAUGAUACCACGGCCUCCGGAUGUCUAGUGUUAUCUGAAAUCCGGAUACUUAAUCCGGGACAAUUUUUGUAAAGUCACGGGUUAUCCGUAAUCCGAAAAAUUCUUCGAUCUAUUACUUGAUUCAAGAAAAUUUUCGAAAAUUCGAUCAGAUUCUCUUCCCGACUUUUUUUCUACUCGUGACGGCUGUGUUAACUCAUUUCUUUAGAGGCUUACAGAUUCUAAUGUGCUG